AGAUAUGGGUAUGGAGGAUGGAUCCAGUUGGAACAAGACCACGAGGGGGAAGCUAAAAUGAUCAAAGAUGGAAAAGUUUUCAGAGUUAUCCAAGAGAACUGUUGGGAUCCAGAGGUUCGGAUUAAACAGAUGGACCAGUCAGGCUAAACCACAGGAUACUCUAGACUUAUGUCAAUUCUUAAACAAUGACUUAGCUGCUACAGUAAAGAAGCACCCAAAAAGAUUUGUUGGACUUGGCACUCUCCCCAUGCAAGCUCCAGAUCUGGCUGUGAAGGAACUGCACCGCUGUGUGAAGGAGCUUGGAUUUCCUGGUGUGCAGAUUGGAUCCCAUAUCAACAACUGGGAAUUGAAUGCCCCAGAACUCAUUCCAAUUUAUGCUGCUGCUGAACAGUUAAACUGCUGUCUCUUUGUGCAUCCCUGGGACAUGCAAACAGAUGGAAGGAUGUCGAAAUACUGGCUUCCCUGGCUUGUAGGCAUGCCCACUGAAACAACCAUUGCUAUUUGCUCCAUGAUUAUGGGAGGAACUUUUGAGCGCUUCCCCAAGCUGAGAGUUUGUUUUGCCCAUGGAGGUGGUUCCUUUCCUUACACAGUAGGACGUAUCUCCCAUGGAUUCAGUGUGAGACCUGACUUGUGUGCAAUCCAUAACAACAUUGAUCCAAAGAAAUACCUUGGUUCAUUCUACACAGAUUCACUUGUCCAUGAUGCACAUGCACUGAGGUUGCUGAUAAACAUAAUAGGAAAGGAGAAAGUGAUGUUGGGAACUGAUUAUCCAUUUCCACUUGGGGAACAUGAGCCUGGAAAACUGAUUGAAUCCAUGGAGGACUUCGAUGAGGAAUUAAAGGAGAAGCUCAAGUCUGGCAAUGUUCUUUCAUUUUUGGAUAUUGACAGAAAACAAUUUGAGUAAUAACAGAACUACUGUAAUUAUAUAUCAACACCCUUAGGUUCUGGAGGACAACCAUAAAACUACAUCUUUAUGUUUAUGCACUCUCAUGUCAGCUUUAAAUAAUAUACAUAUACUGAAAACAUGAAUCCACCUUUAUAAAAGCUGUAUGCAUUAAGAACUUUUAGAGAAGGAAUAUAGUUGUAAAACUAUUUCCUGUUACAUAUGGAAUGGACCGUUUCAGCAUGUUAUCAAUGAAUAAUUACCACUUAAAUUUAAAA
Messenger RNA from Candoia aspera, 1161 nucleotides. It is a transcript of the gene ACMSD, whose product is annotated as aminocarboxymuconate semialdehyde decarboxylase. Gene Ontology annotation, molecular function: carboxy-lyase activity; hydrolase activity. NCBI's taxonomy places the organism in Eukaryota, Metazoa, Chordata, Lepidosauria, Squamata, Candoiidae. Gene Ontology annotation, biological process: secondary metabolic process. Gene Ontology annotation, cellular component: cytoplasm; cytosol. The coding region runs from base 68 to 904 and encodes 278 amino acids. The transcript has 8 exons. The record is from RefSeq and is a predicted model, not a curated record.